UACGACGUCAAGAAGUUUGAGAAGGAGGUAACGGAUGUGGUAUUCAAUGCCAACGCGUCCAUCAAUUUCUACAUGUUUUUCGGCGGAACUAACUUUGGGUUUAUGAAUGGCGGCGAUGGGGAUAAGGGUCUGGUCACUAGUUAUGACUAUAAUGCACCAUUAUCUGAGUCAGGCAAUUAUACGGAUAAGUAUUGGAAAACAAAGGAAUUGAUUGAAAAGUUUAAUAAAGAGAGGGCUCAACCUAAGCUAUUAAUACCUAAACCCCCGACAUAUGUGGCGCCCGUAUCUUAUGGGAAACUCAAAGUUAAAGAUUACUUGAGUUUAGAGGACGUGUUGACCAAAAUCAAGCCAAUCGUCACCGAAAAGCCACAACACAUGGAGUUAUUAAAUAUUGGCACAUAUUAUGGUCAAAACUAUGGUUUCAUUCUCUAUAGACUCACAAACUUACAGAAGUUUAAGCAUUUAAAACUGACCGGUGGUGCCUCUGAUCGAGGAGUCAUACUCGUCGACCAUAAAGAGGUCGGUGUCGUCGAGGGUAAGAAAGACUAUAAUCAGGACUUAAAUGACACACAAUUUGCAAACACAACGACUCAUACGUUGGAUAUUAUGGUUGAAAACUGGGGACGUCUGAAGAUCGGCUCCAAUAUGAAUAUCGAUCGCAAGGGUCUUAAUGGAGACGUUGAUGUCGAUGCAAAAGUUGCCACAAAUUUCCAGACAUUUCCGCUUGAAUUCAAAGAACCAUUUGUUAAACAAUUGUCUGAAUUGAAGGGAAAACCUUUCGUUGAGGGCAUCAAAAGUCCAGCCGUUUAUCGGUUAGAAUUGGAUAUUAGAGACAGUCCUAAGGACACAUUCAUACGACUGGACGGUUGGUCGAAGGGAAAUGUAUUUAUCAACGAUUUCAAUAUAGGCCGGUAUUACCACAUUGGACCCCAGCAGACAUUGUAUAUCCCUGCACCCUUACUAAAAACGGGCAAAAAUGAUAUAUUAGUGUUUGAAUUGCAUUCAUCAACUGGUACGGUUGAAUUUGUUGAUACCCCACAUUUGGGAUAAUCCUUGAAAUAAAUACUAAACUAAA
This is a messenger RNA of Oppiella nova, 1075 nucleotides long. Lineage: Eukaryota; Metazoa; Arthropoda; Arachnida; Sarcoptiformes; Oppiidae. The record is from the annotation of a GenBank genome assembly.